CAAACAAACAUCUGUCAAAACGUAUAUUGUAGGAAAAGUUGUGAGAUUUUAUCCAAAAAUUACCAUACUAUUUUACUAACUAGUUUACCUGAUUUUAAAGCUCUGGUGAUGAGUACAGGCGGCAGAAAAUCGCUUACGCCAAAUGCUGCUCCGGAAGGGCAAGCGGAACCAGCCUCCGUGCCACUGGGCGGUGCGAUCGGUCGCGAGGACAUUUGGGACGACAGUAUUAUCAUCAAAAAGUAUGACGCAUCGCUGGCACUGAUAAAGGCGGAAGUAGCGAAGCGGCUGGCCAUGAACACGAACCGGGGCGGCCUGGCGGAUGUGGCGGGCUGCAGCGGCCACAAGCCUCGCCGGCAGCAACACAAAGACAGCGAUUCGACCGGAGGAGAAGCAACCGUCGGCACGCCGGAGCACGAGGAAAAGGGCGCGAUGGAGAUUUCUGAGCAGGAGCAAGGCACAGCGAACGGUCCACCAGCGACGGGCGCGUUCGAGAUCGGUGACUACGUGCGAGCGACCUACGACGAUGGGGUGGAUUACGAGGCGAAAAUCAUUGGCUUUGGCAGCCAUGGGGACUGUUUGAUCCGGUACGUCGGGUACAACAACGAGCAGACGGUGUUGCUGGAGGAGCUGCUACCGUCCUGGGGGCGAAAGGCACGGCGGCAGCAGCGCGUUGAGGCGGCCGAAGCGGAAGCUGCCGGUGCCGACUCGCAGAUGGACAUUAGCGAUGACGAGCGGUUCACGAAGCAGGCCAGCAAGAUCAAGAUUAACUUCGGACCGAACUUUGGACGAUCGAGUAUGGGCCAGGCGGCCGGCGGCAGGAGUGGACGAUCUGGCAUGUUGGGCCCCAGCAUGUCCACAGCGUACAUGGUUCCGCCACCUCCGCCGAUGCCCCCGAUGCUGGAAGACGCGGACGAUGUAGAGUCGGAGAACCUAUCUGCCAUGCUGAUGUCGUGGUACAUGAGCGGUUACUACACCGGGCUCUACCAUGGCCAGCGAAUGUCUCAGCAGCAGCAGCAACACACGCAGCAGAAGCGGGCACGACAAUCGUAAUUUUGCUAUGCUCGAGCGGAAACUGUAGGGUUGCUGUCGUCAAGUUUUAACGAGGUCAUGGGAAUUCUUACGGCGCAGCAAAGUGAUAACUUUCGUUGAAGCGUCAUUCGUUACUAUUAGGCUUGUCGUGAUGGGCAUUGAACAAUGCGAAAUGAUUAAAUGGCACAUUGCGAACAGUGUUCUAUACUGUACCGUUACAACUUACAUGCUUUCUUUCCCGCCCAUUGCCAAGUUCCACUUUCAUGAUAUCCUUUUUUAUAUUAUUUAAUCGUUUAAGUAAGUUGGUCAAAACCUGAAGUUCGAGAAAAAAAAAACAGAGAGAGCAGGAUCAAUCACAGGAUCAACGAAAGACAUACAGAAAAGAGUUAAAAUAUACCAGGCUUGCUAAUAUGCUGCCAGUGUGGGCGUUAUAAA
Molecule: messenger RNA, 1464 nt
Organism: Anopheles gambiae (African malaria mosquito)
Lineage: Eukaryota; Metazoa; Arthropoda; Insecta; Diptera; Culicidae
Gene: Smn
Product: survival motor neuron protein
Exons: 2
Coding region: 109-1050 (313 amino acids)
Source: RefSeq, a predicted model, not a curated record